Cataglyphis hispanica is the source of this 2970-nucleotide messenger RNA. Its product is annotated as luciferin 4-monooxygenase-like. The record is from RefSeq and is a predicted model, not a curated record. Gene Ontology annotation, molecular function: long-chain fatty acid-CoA ligase activity. Gene Ontology annotation, biological process: fatty-acyl-CoA biosynthetic process; long-chain fatty acid metabolic process. Bases 387 to 2078 code for a protein of 563 amino acids. The transcript is spliced from 8 exons. Lineage: Eukaryota; Metazoa; Arthropoda; Insecta; Hymenoptera; Formicidae.
GAAAUAAUAUACCAAAAUACUGUCAAAAAUAUUUAAUUCAAACAUGCUAAUUUUACGAUUUCUGAGAGCAGAAAAUUAAUCUUUUACUUUUAUUUGCGUCAUUCUUUUGUAACAAAAAUAUUUUAUUAUAAAAAAAUGACAAAUUAAUUUAUAUCAUUAAAUUUUUGAUCACAUAUUUUAGAAUCAACUCAACAGUAUUUUUGAUCAAAAUAUUUUUGUUUAAUAUUAGGCUAAAAGACAUUUCACAUCAUAACAACACUGCGUCGACAAAAAUAAAAGGUUAGUCACCAUGUACAAUAAUAUUUUUCUAAUUUAAAUCAGAACACUUUUAAUAUCAUUACUAAAGUAAUACAAAAGUUAAAGAGAAAAAUCGAAAUACCAGUGACAUGGCGCAGUCAACAUCUUUAAAUAUAGUAGACAAUAUAGUGAUGGGUAAGGAAAGUCCAAUCGAUGAUAAUAUCAAUAUAGGAGAAUUGAUUCUCAAGGCAUUUAAAAUUAAACCAGAUUUUGUUGGCCAAGUAGAUGCAAUUACAGGAGAAGAAAAUACAUUCGAUCAGAUGAGAGAACGAAGCGUAAAAUGUGCAUUAUGGCUGAAGAAAUUCGGCGUUCAACGUAACGACAUUGUAGUAGUGUGCACGUCUAAUUAUUUGGAUGCUUAUAUACCGUUUUUGGCCUCUCUUUAUAUCGACGCUACUUUGAUUGUAUGGCGUGAAAAUCGCCCGAUUAAUUACCGACACUAUAUGCGAAGUGGUCCAAAAGUCAUUUUUACCGAUGUUGAUAAAGUUUCAUCAAUUCUCAAUGUGGCAAAUAUGUUGAAUAUUUCUACAAAAAUUAUUGUUUUAUUCGAAGAAGAGGAAGAAGAGAAAGAAGAGACAGAGAAAGUCGAAUCUAUAAAUUCCAUUUUAAUGAAUGAUUUCGAUGAAGCUGAAGUCGAUGAAUUUUCUUGUAUAAAAUUGGAGAGUAACAAAGACAUCGCGGUGAUACUUUUUUCUGUCGGUACAAUUGGUGAUAUACGCAAACAUGUGACAAUUCCAUAUGCAUUUUUCACAUCUCCGUCGAACCAACACGUACCCAUUAUGUCAUCCAAUGACGUAGGAAUGUGGAACGAAUCUUUGCACUGGAAUAUCAGUUUGCUUUUGACAGUUCGCUGUAUUCUUUCAUAUGUAAAGGCGAUAAAAAUAAAUGAAUUUUUAUACCCAUCGCUUGAAAUGUCCUUUUGUAAUAUUAUAGAAAAGUUUAAGGUAACAUGGGUAUUUCUGAAAAUAAGUAUGGGUAAUCACUUUUAUCAUUUUAAUGUUUUUAAAAGGUACAAUCUUUCUUCUUUGAAACAAAUAAUAUUCGGUGGUAGACUUUCUAUAUUUCCAACAAUUUUCGAUAAUUUUAUCAUUUCGCUGCAAAAUGCUUCUGUUAUUCAAGUGUACUGUUUACCUGAAGUAGGUAUGAUCACUUACCAAGAAAAAACUGGAAAAAGUGAAUCUAGCGGUUACGUGUGUAACAAUGUUAAUUUGGCAAUUACUCAUUACAUUAGUGGAAUUUUAUUAGAAGCAAACAAAUUGGGUAUUAUCCAGUGCAAAUCUCCGUGUUUAACAAAUGGCUGCUUUAGUUCUCUACCUGUAGAUUUAAUACCUCUUCCCGAUGAUAAUAAUGGAUGGUUCUGCACUGAUGAUGUAGGCUACUACGAUUCAGAUGGUGAACUUUACGUCUUAGAUCGUACAAAAAAUAUUAUACAAUACAGAUAUAAUUAUUUUUUACCAGCAAGCAUUGAGCAAUUAUUACGAAAACAUCCAAAAGUGAGAGAUUGUGCUGUGAUACCUUUAUAUAAUACUUUGGAUGUUCACCAUCCAUUGGCGAUUGUUGUACCAAACAAGGGAGCAAAGAUAGUGCAGGAAGAGUUAAUACAAUUUGUAUCGGAAAAUGCAGUGGAUUGCUUGAAGCUUCGUGGAGGCGUGCUGUUCAGGCAUGCACUAAAAUAUUUGCGUAAUGGACAGUUAGAUCGUAGAACUCUUCAUAAGUGGGCAAAGGAUGACCUACACGAUAAAGCAUAUUUUUCCAGAAAGGCUUCUCAAAAAAAAACUUAAUUGGUGUAUGUUAGAGAGAGAGGAGAGAGCUAGAGAGAGGAAGAAGUUUCUAAAAAAAUUUAAUUGAUUUAUAUUAGCGCUCUAAUUAUUUUACGGUCAAGAAAUAGAUAUUAUUUAAACAAGCUGAUAUAUGAUUGUCAGGUUACAUAAUAUGAUAGAAUUUUAAUGUGCACUUAUAAUUUAAAUAUAUGACGCAUUUGCCACAGACCUUAGGCUUUCAGUAAAAAAUAGAUAUAUAUAUAUAUAUAUUAUAUACCUACAUAUAUAUGUAUAUAUUGCAUCGUCAAUACAUGUAGUAACAGGUAUUUUUUUUUAUUAUUUCAAUACAGUUUUUAAUAAUGCUAAUAUUUAAUAAUGCAUAUAUGCUAAUAUGUAAAUUAAUUAUCGAAUUGCGAACGUGACAUACUCGCGCGCAUAGUGUGGUGCUUAUUUUUCUUCAUAGCAGAAUUUCUUUAUAUCUACAUGUCCUAGAAUAAAAACUUAUAUUAGGUUUUCAUUUUAUUUUUAAGUUUCUUAUUAAAAAAAUUAUUUGUACAUGAUAUUUAAUAGAAAAAUUAAGAUAUUUUUAAAUUAUAAUAAAUAUUCAUUUUAUACUAAGAUAUACAUAAGAUAUUUAUUUUAAUUAUAUAUAAGUUUUGUGAAAUAGUUUUAAAAUAUGCUUCAUGAAUUUUAAUGUCGAUGAUGACUAGAAACACAUAUACCUGGAAUUUUAUUCUUGUACAAUAUAUAAAAAAGAGAGAUAAUAGUGAAGUUACUUUAUUUUCUUUUUUCAAUUAAAAAAAAAUAGUUUGCCAAAUCAAGCUGUUCACAUAUUUAAUAUUGUAUCAGUGCAUGUAUGGAAUGAAUGUUACAAAUAUUUAAUCGUUUUCGUAUUAAAAGUUUCUCGACAAAA